AGACUCAGAGGACAGGGAGCCAUCCGCGCGGGGGGAUCAGACCCGGUGGGAGUGGGCUUAGGGACUCAACGCAGAUACUGGUAUUGAGAGGGAUCGCAUCACGUGGCAGGCGCGACUGGAGAUGAUCCGGCGCAGGGAUCCAGAUUAGAAAGAUUGGGAAGAGGCGGGAGGUUCCUGCCGGGGGCGGGGGGGGGGCGGUCCCUCGGUGGGUUCAGGUGCCGCAAAUUUCCGACUUGCGGGUGGCGUGAUCUCAGGCUCGCUACAGGGUCAGGAUGAGACCAGAACAGGCGAACCGGGGAAAGGUGUCAAAUCAUGUAAUUCACCCUGAACAGAGGCUGUGUCAGGCUAAGAGCUGCUCUGAGGAGGCCAGAGAGGCAAUCCAGGUUCUUAAUGGAGGAGGGGAGGCGGGGAAGAUGACUUUUUCUAUUGUCCCCGAGACAGGCAACGACCCAAGGUCUCCAGUAACCAACAUACAGCAUCUCACUUGGAACAGCGGGGCUUGGCUUCUUCUAUGUCAGGAUUUGGGGUCAAAAGAUCAAGAGAUGGUGAAUUGGAGACCAGUCUAAACAUCCAGGGUUGUACCACAGAAGGAGACCUGCUCUUUGCUCAGAAGUGUAAGGAGCUCCAAGGAUUCAUACCCCCUCUCACAGACCUACUGAAUGGGCUGAGAAUGGGUCGAUUUGAGAGAGGAUUGAGCAGUUUCCAGCAGAGCGUGGCAAUGGACAGGAUCCAGCGUAUCGUAGGUGUUUUGCAGAAGCCACAGAUGGGAGAGCGUUAUCUAGGAACACUGCUACAAGUAGAAGGAAUGUUAAAGACUUGGUUUCCUCAUAUAGCUGCCCAGAAGUCAUCAUUGGGUAGUCAGCUGACCAAGCAUUUUCCAAGCCACCACAGUUAUCCAGCUGCUUCCUCUCCUGCACCCUCUGUGGAAAAGAUGGACCAGACACAGCUAGGACAGCUAGUAUUGAAACCAAAGCAGCCAUGGCACCUCACUGAAUGGCCAGCUAUGAACCUCACUUGGAUCCACACUACUCCAAUUUGCAAUCCCCCUCUCAGUUCCCCAGGUACCAUCUCCUUUAGCCAUGGUCCUUUAGGCACUGGAACCAGCAUUGGUGUCAUCCUUUUCCUCCAGCAUGGAGUGCAGCCCUUCACUCACUCAGCCCCACCCACUCCAGUUUCAUCUACUACAGCAUCUCCUGUCAUCCCUGGUGAUGCUAAGAAACCAUCUGGAGAGGGGCCUUGUUGCCACAAUUUGCCGGUAACUCUGCCAUCAGACUGGAGCUGUACCCCAUCCCCUCCUGGUCUACCCACCAUGACCAGAGAGAUGACCAUGGGACACCUAGAACAGAUGAGAAGCCAUCUUCCAGUUGCUCCUGAUGUCCAUCCUCUCAACCCCUAAUCCAGGACUUGAGACUGUAGUUUCUAAUUUGUGUAAAUAUAUGUCUCUCUCU
Messenger RNA from Hippopotamus amphibius kiboko, 1448 nucleotides. It is a transcript of the gene CIART, whose product is annotated as circadian associated repressor of transcription. Gene Ontology annotation, cellular component: nucleus. Lineage: Eukaryota; Metazoa; Chordata; Mammalia; Artiodactyla; Hippopotamidae. Bases 512 to 1396 code for a protein of 294 amino acids. Gene Ontology annotation, molecular function: RNA polymerase II cis-regulatory region sequence-specific DNA binding. Gene Ontology annotation, biological process: circadian regulation of gene expression; negative regulation of DNA-templated transcription. The transcript is spliced from 6 exons. The record is from RefSeq and is a predicted model, not a curated record.